Molecule: messenger RNA, 4815 nt
Organism: Lingula anatina
Lineage: Eukaryota; Metazoa; Brachiopoda; Lingulata; Lingulida; Lingulidae
Product: von Willebrand factor D and EGF domain-containing protein
Biological process (GO): anatomical structure development
Cellular component (GO): extracellular region; cell surface
Molecular function (GO): signaling receptor binding; calcium ion binding
Source: RefSeq, a predicted model, not a curated record
AUGUCACAAACUAACACCCCAACUUUACAACUGAGAGAAGACGGACAAUAUCACAACGUAACAUACGAAUUGACGUUGCCAUUGGUUUGCGGUCAAAGUAAAGACGUCUGCAGUCUGAAGUUCGGGCUGAGAACUUUAGAAUCUUUCCACAAACAUGGUGACAGUGUUGGAUCAGAUAUAUUCCUUUCAUCGUGUGUAAUCGAAUUUUCUGCGGAGCUCUGUCGUUUGGGAUCUUGCAAGCAGACGAUCCAAGUGACGGCGGGAAAUGACGGAUUUGAUGACGACGGGAGAGAAACGGAAAUACACCUUGACUUACUGGAAGCCAAUAAUCUCCAAUGGAAAGGAUAUGAGACGCCAAGAGUGAAGGUGACAGUAAAAGAUGUUCCUACAGCCAGGUGCUAUGUCUUCGGAGAUCCCCACGUGAUUACAUUCGACGGGAGGCAGUUUGACCUGUAUAAGACUGGAACUUUCGUCCUGUAUCAGAGCAAGAGAAGGCAGUUUGAGGUAGACGUGCGAGCGUGGGCGUGUAGUGAGACACCCAACAGGGCAGCGUGCGCGUGCGGCGUAGUGGCUCGUGAGGGACAGGACACUGUCGCAGUGGACAUGUGUAACACCGUGCCUGGGAGCUCUGGUCAACCCGACAUUGACGUCAAAAGCGGAACGCUCAGCAGGAACACUAAAAUAUUCAAAGCCAGAGAUGGAAAGAUUGUUACGGUUGCUUUUGGGUCUGGCUCUUUCGUCCGCAUAUUCAUAGAGAAGUGGGGCCUGUCCCUCGUGGUGCAAGCUCCCAGUGAAGACUGGAACUCCACCAUGGGGUUAUGCGGAACAUUUGACGGCGAUACCAGGAACGAUUUUCACGACAGAACUGAGCAGGUUUUGGAGACCGGAAGUGAGCAAGAGAAGGCGUAUGAGUUUUUGGAACGAUGGAGAUUACUGCCAGGAGAGAGCUUAUUUGAUUAUCAGGAAUACAAACAACAGACAGUGUCUACCAAAUCUGAGCGUACGUUCUGUGAUUGCUCCAAUUCACGUAAGCAAUCUAAUUUAAAUGUAAAAGAAAACAUAUUAAUUUCAAAGACAAAUUGCAAGAGUAAAGAGUGGGCUCAGUUACCAUUCAUCAUGUACCAGAAAGAUGUGACGGGAGAGUACAACAACAGCAAUGCGUAUGUCUCCGCCAGGAGAACGCGUUCGGCAGAGCUGGAUGCUUAUGAAAGGUUCCGUGCAUAUGUAGCGGCAAGAAGGGCAGCACAAUUAAGUAAGAAGGAUGAUAGUGAAUUCAAAAGUGUUCCCACGUUGAGUACUACCAAAAUUCCUCAGGUACAAAGUGUGCAGGAAGCAACAACAUCCUCAACUGACCUAUAUAAACAGGCUCCGUCAUCAGGAGCGAGACUGACAGGAACAACAACUUCCACAAAAAUAUUAACAACGUCAUCUAAACCAUCUCUAGUAACAUCAACCCCAUUGCCAUUGCUUCAAUCAACAACAGUCCAGAUGGAACUGACUACAAGUCGCCGUGUUCCAAGUAGAAUUGUUGGCUUCACUUCACCCUCAGCACGUUCCAGACAUGGCUAUUUAAGAAAUAAAUGGGUUGCUUUUGGGUCUGGUUCUUUCGUCCGCAUAUUCAUAGAGAAGUGGGGCCUGUCCCUCGUGGUGCAAGCUCCCAGUGAAGACUGGAACUCCACCAUGGGGUUAUGCGGAACAUUUGACGGCGAUACCAGGAACGAUUUUCACGACAGAACUGAGCAGGUUUUGGUGACCGGAAGUGAGCAAGAGAAGGCGUAUGAGUUUUUGGAACGAUGGAGAUUACUGCCAGGAGAGAGCUUAUUUGAUUAUCAGGAAUACAAACAACAGACAGUGUCUACCAAAUCUGAGCGUACGUUCUGUGAUUGCUCCAAUUCACGUAAGCAAUCUAAUUUAAAUGUAAAAGAAAACAUAUUAAUUUCAAAGACAAAUUGCAAGAGUAAAGAGUGGGCUCAGUUACCAUUCAUCAUGUACCAGAAAGAUGUGACGGCAGAGUACAACAACAGCAAUGCGUAUGUCUCCGCCAGGAGAACGCGUUCGGCAGAGCUGGAUGCUUAUGAAAGGUUCCGUGCAUAUGUAGCGGCAAGAAGGGCAGCACAAUUAAGUAAGAAGGAUGAUAGUGAAUUCAAAAGUGUUCCCACGUUGAGUACUACCAAAAUUCCUCAGGUACAAAGUGUGCAGGAAGCAACAACAUCCUCAACUGACCUAUAUAAACAGGCUCCGUCAUCAGGAGCGAGACUGACAGGAACAACAACUUCCACAAAAAUAUUAACAACGUCAUCUAAACCAUCUCUAGUAACAUCAACCCCAUUGCCAUUGCUUCAAUCAACAACAGUCCAGAUGGAACUGACUACAAGUCGCCGUGUUCCAAGUAGAAUUGUUGGCUUCACUUCACCCUCAGCACGUUCCAGACAUGGCUAUUUAAGAAAUAAAUGGGUAAAUCGGGCACGAGUCUACAAUAUACGAUAUCCGGUUGAACGCACCACUAUUUUGCCGACAACCAGGGAACAAAACGUGAAAUCACGUACCAAAGAAAAUAAGCACCCAAAUAUAAAGAGUUUAUCCACCGAUACGAACUCCGAGUAUCAAAAAAUUCGAAAUCGCUGGCGACACUUACACGAACCCGUCUUCAAAAGACUUCGCCCUGAGACAAUAGAACGACUAGAAAGCAGGUUAAGUGAGUUUAGCGAUAAGUCGUCUUAUUUCUUCGCGGGAGAUUUCUUGGAUUUGGACACCCCACCAUUAGAUUUGAAAUGGCCAACUGCGAGCGGUAUCACCCACAAUAGGGCUAUAUUUAAAUGUUCUCAGGUCAUUCUAAACACCUCAAUUGCCAAAUUUUGCGGAGAAUAUCUCCAAGAGAAAAUCCGUGAUACAAUUGACAACUGCGUGAAAGAUAUUCAAGUGAAGGAAGACUACAAAUGGACUGUAUAUUCCAUACCUUUGGUGGAGGCGCUGUGUGAAGAGGCAGUAUGGAAGAGACGCCUCCAACUUUCUAAAAGUAUUGGUUUUCCACCACCAAAAGUUCUUAGCGCUCUAAACUGCCCCCGUGGUUGCAGUGGUCGUGGGACUUGCGGAGACACGGGAUGCCAGUGCGUGAAGGGGUUCCAGGGUGCUGACUGCACAGCUGUGGCAGACCGAAUGCACAUGACCUUACGGACGUUUAAUGGCGGACUCUGUGAUACACGCGCGUCCAGUUGUUCGACGAUCCAGCUUAUGUCGGAUGAACCCAUUUCAGAAGAAGGUGUUAAAUGCUCUAUGGACUCAGUAAUGUUGGUGUCCCAUGAAGGUGUAGAACUAAGUACACCAAGUGAAACCAUUGUGUUCGAUUCUGUGUGCUGGGACUGCAGUGGUUUCUCCAAGACGUGCGUCAAAAAGAACAACACUUGUAAUAUAGAUGGCGUAUGUUUCGCAGCGGGCUCCUACCAUCCAGCCGAUAGGUGUCAGCAGUGUCAACCAUCUUUGUCAACGACAACCUGGUCAUUGAUCAGCGUAAAUGAGCCACCAUUCUCCACUAGACCACGAAAAAAGUUUUCGGCGAUUGCUGGCGAGCAAUUCAACUACCAAAUCGUUGCCGCGGACCCCGAGGGCUCCCAGCUGACAUUCUUCAGCCCAUAUCGGGACUUGGUUGUGACGUCAGAGGGCAAGCAUUGCCAGACACGACUAAACGCGUGCAGCUCAUCCCCAUGCGUUCGGGGCAGAUGUAUAGCUACUGCAGACGGGUAUGGAUGUAUUUGUAGGAAUGGAUUUACAGGUCGACUUUGUGACAAGGAGAUAGAUAUUUGCCAUCCCAACCCUUGUUACCCUGGGGUGAAGUGCACCGCAGCCAGGGGGUGGUAUGUGUGUGGGCCCUGUCCUGAAGGGACUGUCGGGAACGGGCGUCAUUGCACAGUUGCACCUGGGUGUGCAGCCAGGCCGUGUUUUCCUGGUGUCACGUGUCGUGACGUGAACACAACACGUGGUCAAUUUGAAUGUGGACCGUGUCCCUAUGGUUACCACGGCAAUGGAAUCACGUGUGACCCACCUCCUCGUGACAGCACACAGCCAGCUGAAGAGAAGCCUGUCUGUCGAUCCUGCCCCGGUAACAGACAGUGCAAUGAAGACGGCAGCUGCCAGUGCACGCCGGGAUACACGGGAUCAAGAUGCCAUAUUGCCCGCUGCAAUCCCAGUUGCCUUAACCGUGGUUUCUGCGUUCGUCCCAAUGUUUGCCAAUGUAAGCCCGGGUACAGAGGAGAACGCUGUGAGGAAGCCAUAUGUGAAAGACCAUGUGGACAUAAUGGCCGCUGUAUUGCACCCAAUUUGUGCUCAUGUCCUUAUGGAUAUGUGGGACCACAGUGUGAAAAAAUGAUUUGCAAGAUUCCGUGUCACAACGGCGCCUUGUGUAUCCACCCAAAUAGAUGUCUCUGUCGUAGCGGAUACACAGGACGCUCCUGCCUGACACCAGUCUGUGACCCCGGAUGUCAGAACGGAGGCGUAUGUGUCCGACCAAACGUCUGCUCCUGUCCCCAUAUGUAUUUUGGGGAACGUUGCGAAAGGGCGCACUGCGCCCCGUCUUGUCUCAAUGGUGGACGCUGUCUAAGACGUAACCAAUGCGCAUGCACCCCAGGAUGGGCGGGGUCACGGUGCCAAAUUCCACUAUGUGAGCCGCGCUGCCUGCACGGGGGACGCUGUGUUUAUGCUAACAUGUGUUCGUGUCCAACCGGAUGGGAGGGACCCGGUUGUAAACAAGGCAAGUUUAAUCGUGAAUUAAGGAAUUUUAUGGUCCUUAUUUUUCAAUGGUUUUUAAACUACACAUGUUGA